Molecule: messenger RNA, 576 nt
Organism: Lycium ferocissimum
Lineage: Eukaryota; Viridiplantae; Streptophyta; Magnoliopsida; Solanales; Solanaceae
Product: myricetin 3-O-methyltransferase 3-like
Exons: 1
Coding region: 157-576 (139 amino acids)
Biological process (GO): methylation
Molecular function (GO): O-methyltransferase activity; protein dimerization activity; S-adenosylmethionine-dependent methyltransferase activity
Source: RefSeq, a predicted model, not a curated record
AAGAAUGGAACUGAUUAAAGUGGAAAAAAGUACUACUUUUCAUACACUAUAUAUAUUAGAUGAAGCACGUCCAAAAAUUCAUAAGCCAACCUCAUUAUUCUCUCUCAAAAAUAGACUGGACGCCUGCGAGUUAUUGUCAAGUAGUUAUUUCAAGAAAUGGACAUGGCUUUAUCCAUGGAUAAUAUUGUUAUAUCCAAUGAAGGGGAAAAUUCAUUCAUGAAGGCUUUGAACCUUCCUGCUGGUUCAUAUCUUAACAUGGUCUUAAAAGCUUCCAUUGAACUUGGUUUAUUUGAGAUUAUCGCAAAAUCUAGCACUCAUCAACUAUCUUCUUAUGAAAUUGCAUCUCAAAUUCCCACGAGAAAUCCUAAAGCCCCACUUGUUCUUGAAAGAAUUCUAAGGUUUCUUGCAAGUCAAUCUUCUCUCACAUGCAAUAUUACAAAGGAUGACGAUGGACAUAUUCACACAUCAUACAAUUUGAUACCUUUGAGCCAAAGUUUUAUCUCAGAUAAAGAUGGAUCAUCAAAUGCUCCCCUUUUACUCCUGAUUUCAGAUCCUGUUGCUGUUAAUUCUUGGUAA